AUGAAGAAAAUAAAAGCUCGGCAGCACUCAAUGGAUGAGUUGGUACGAUCCAUCUCAAAAUCGCAGACCGUCAUCGAUAAUUGGAUUUCUAAUGCCAUUGGAAAUAGAAAAUCCAAUCAUCAAAAGCAUGCUACUGUUUUACACCUUCCGAUUGUGUUGAAAACUCUACAACGAUUAAGAUCAACAGACAAGAGAGCCUUAUACUUUGCUCUCAUGAGUAAAAUCCAGUCUUCUCAGAUAAGGUGGAUCUCUCAAAGUGCGAAAGAGAUAGACACUGGCGAUAAGUUACCAGCGGAAUUUUACAAUGAGAUAUCUAAUAUGCUAUAUCGAAUAUCCCUGAGGUGUGGAGCGGAAGAGCUAAAUGCACUUUCCAAAUUUCUACUUCAGCUAUUGGCAAAUUAUGAAAGCGCGGUUCAACAGAGAGGAAUAUCGAAACAGAAUACUAAAUUUUACAGGAAUUGUUUACUACCACUUGCGAAAACUGAAUCUGUGUCACUUUUGUAUGAGGGACUGAGCCUUGUACCUCCCAGUUCGAGGAAUAUCAAACUAUUGAUAGAAAUGGCUUUCUUCUUUCACACUUCUCAAUUCACUAAACUACUAGCACAAUUAGAAUGCAAUCUUUUGAGAAGCAAUAGCUUUUCAUUAGAUCAAGAAGAGAUCGAUGUCUUUUUCCCACUUUUCUUCGACAUCAUGCACAAAUGUAUUCUUUUGGGGGACGAGCAUAUUUGCAUAAAACUACUAUCAAAAAUUACACAGGAUUGGAAUUUUGAAAUGGAUGAUCAUUAUGAAAGCUUGUUAAUCGAGAUCUGUGAGAGGAAUGCUGCCAAUGAGGUUAUCCAGGCAUUGAACGAGGACAAAUCCUUUGAUUCCUGUCCUGAGCGCAGGUGGAAAGUUAUUCAAUCUCAAUCAUCAUGGGAUGAGUUUAUGUCUUACGUGUGCCAUGUUGAUGUCAAUUUAUUUAAUGAGUAUCAAGACUUGGACUUUCUUCAGCAGAAGCUUUCGUCCGUUGGGCCAAGUUUGAAUGAUUGGAAGACAUUUUUGGACAACCACAAGAUCCCUGCCACUGCAAACCCUUCUGUGAAAGCUUUAAUUGUUAAUACCAUUCUUGUAACCCUUGUUGCAAACAAACCUCUGGAUUUCGUCAUGUCAAUAAUGGAACAUAUGUUAUAUGAGUUGAACUACUGUCAAUAUUUCGUCGAUACGGCCAUGCUGGCUGGACAAAGAAGCUAUUCGGGUUUUCAUUGCUUGUUCAAGGCUUUUUCCAACAGCCGUUCAUCUGUCCUCACUUCCUCCACUUUAUUCAAAUUUCUUGAGCAGAUGAAGGACUACCAUUUUACCACUAGCGACUACUAUUUCAUGAUGAAAUCAUGUCUCACUGGCGCAGGUCAUCAUUCGCUUUACUACUUUCUUUUCCAAUAUAUCAGCAGAAAAGGUUCUUCGCUUUACCAGAGCUCUAAUGGGAGCUUGACUUGGGCUUUACCGCCGCGUAUAGAACAGCUUUUGAAGUUAAGCAUAGCUGAACAAAAAGGAGACAAAAGAAUUCUAGAGAUAGUUGGAAGUGUUGGCAAUUGGUUCUUGGCCCAUCAUUCCGUCAUUGGUGGAAAUGAAAUUGACCAAAAUACGCUGAGACAGAUUUUCGGGGAUGAAUAUGUCUCUGAAGUAACAAUGAGAUCGCUGGUUGACCUUGAAAAGAAGUACACGUCCAAGGAAGUCGGUCAUAGUUAUAGGAGUGAUAAGCGGCACUAUUCUCCGUCGGCCGAUUUGCGCAUGAGCAGUAGGCUUCACCGCUUGCUGGAGUUUGCCGAAAAGCAGACGUCAAAAUAA
This is a messenger RNA of Torulaspora delbrueckii, 1824 nucleotides long. It is a transcript of the gene MNE1, whose product is annotated as Mne1p. The coding region runs from base 1 to 1824 and encodes 607 amino acids. The record is from RefSeq and is a predicted model, not a curated record. Lineage: Eukaryota; Fungi; Ascomycota; Saccharomycetes; Saccharomycetales; Saccharomycetaceae. Gene Ontology annotation, cellular component: ribonucleoprotein complex. The transcript has a single exon. Gene Ontology annotation, biological process: Group I intron splicing.